UCAGUUAUUUAUCAUAAUCAUACAUAAUGCAUUACGGAUUGAGUACUAUUCCACUCUUCCAUUUCCCCGUGUAUGCAACAAUAAUUCAUCAUAGCAAAAUGUUUUUCCUGGCUAAAAUACAAUAAAAAACUAAAUAUGAACAAAAAGGACCUUGCCCCAGUGGGAAGUCCAGUGGUUUUCUUUAAACGGGGCGAUCGGAACUAUACACUUGGAAAGAUUACAGGGUAUAGAACCAAUAAUGUGCAUGGCGUUGAAGCAAUUUGUGAGAAAUCUAAUCCGGGAGUGGGUGGAUGGUUAUUAAAAACUUUAACUGGAACAACACAAAAAAUAAGUGUCCCUCUCGAUGGAAUUUAUUAUCUUAAAGAUGUCAAAAUUGUACCCCAACCUACUCCAUCAAGAGUAACUACCUCAAAACCUUGUAACGAUGAGGCGAUCCGUGUACGAAGCCGACGUCGGGACCUUAAACUCUUUGCCGUACCCUUGGAAGAAAUAAAGCCUAAAGACGUAGUAGUGUGGAAUCCAGAUAAGACUGAAAACCCACAAGAUUCCUACUUGGGACAGAUUGAGCAAACAUUUGUGCAUCUAGAUGUAAUUAAUGUUGCCACUCAUUAUGCUCAAGUUAAAAUUUGGGAUGGAAUGGAGUGUUUGCUGAGAAGAAACGAUCUGAGCCCAAAAUUUGAAUCGAAAAACGGGACCUUGGAGUGCAGGGUGUGGGCGAUGACGACAGAGUUGAUGCUGGUGGGGGAUGCCGUCGAGGCGGCGUGCGCUGGAAGUGGGGAUGUCGGAGAAGAGGGUGAAAAUACAUGUAACCAGUUUAUGGACAAUAAAGCGGAGGUUGCAGAAGAAGCGAAGGAACAACACGUUGUCACAAUUAAACCAGAUAAUUCAGCAUUCACGGACGACAAUCUGGUCCAACUAAAUAAAGAUGCUUCUGUGGAGUUCAUGGAGACUGACUUGGACGAAGAAAACAAUAACGCAAUGUCGGACCUGCAGCCAUUUGUUAUUCAAAAUCUUGCCAAGGCAAGAUCUAAGGGCAAACAUGGGAUACAAGGAAAGUCAAAUUCUUGUUAUAUUGACUCUUGUCUCUUCGUCAUGUUCUCUUUUACCGAAUUAUUUGACUCUGCCCUCUUCAAACCCAACGUCCAACAAGAAGGCAGAAUUCCGCAGAAGAUUAGAAAAUCACUAAUUAGCAUUGCGAGCAAGUUGAGAUCCGAGUUUUACGUACAUUGGAAAGAGAUCGCAGAGCUACGAAGUGCACUAGGUGACAUCAACGGACGAUAUGAUGCGGGAUGCUUUAUGGAUGCGGAGGAACUACUUCUCGACAUUUUUGACUGCUUAACUUGUCCCGACUUUUUCGAAUUUUCAAACCAAGCCACUGAUCGAAUUCAUCAGAUCGUGGUUCCGUGUGCAGAAAGUGUCAAGUUGAAUGAAGAAAUAAUAAUGAUGAAGGACACAGAUUCCCUUUUCAAAGACAGUUUAUGGUAUUGCGAAGUGGAGUUAGUGAGAAGACCGGAACCAGUGUUAAUUUUGAAGAUGCCGUUCUGCGAUGGAAAACCAUUAUUUGGGUGUCGAGCUGUGGUCCCCGGGUUGAAGUUACAAUUGGGACUAAAAGAUAAAGCCAAAAAUCAGCAGAGCAUGGAUUUAUUCGCCAUCAUUUGCCUCAAGUCGAGUCACUACGUAUCAUUUGCUAAAGUGGGAAGGGAAGCUUCUCCGUGGGUGUACUUCGACUCCAGUCCUAUGGAUAUGCAGCCGAAGGUUGAAGUUUUUGAUAAUUUGGACUCUGACCUCAUAAAAGUGUCCCAUGAUCAUACAGUUUUGCAGAAAAAUUCAGGAAACACGUUAGAAUAUCGGGAACACGUGAAACUAAUUUGUGGAUAUUGUUACAUGUGUUUUUACAAAUAGUUUUGAUUUAUUUAGAAGAACGUUGCUUAAUAGUUAAUACAAAAAUUAUGAAAUUCAGCAAUUGAGUUAUUGUACAAUAAAAAAUCGCACGCUGCACGCAAAA
This is a messenger RNA of Folsomia candida, 2005 nucleotides long. RefSeq lists its product as uncharacterized. The coding region runs from base 136 to 1902 and encodes 588 amino acids. The transcript is spliced from 8 exons. Gene Ontology annotation, cellular component: cytosol. Gene Ontology annotation, molecular function: cysteine-type deubiquitinase activity; K63-linked deubiquitinase activity. The record is from RefSeq and is a predicted model, not a curated record. Gene Ontology annotation, biological process: protein K63-linked deubiquitination. Lineage: Eukaryota; Metazoa; Arthropoda; Collembola; Entomobryomorpha; Isotomidae.